Dromiciops gliroides (monito del monte) is the source of this 8967-nucleotide messenger RNA. RefSeq names its product GPRIN family member 3 (gene GPRIN3). NCBI's taxonomy places the organism in Eukaryota, Metazoa, Chordata, Mammalia, Microbiotheria, Microbiotheriidae. Bases 601 to 2673 code for a protein of 690 amino acids. The transcript is spliced from 2 exons. The record is from RefSeq and is a predicted model, not a curated record. Gene Ontology annotation, cellular component: plasma membrane. Gene Ontology annotation, biological process: neuron projection development.
AUUCUGUGCGGGAAAGGCGGAGGGAGGCAAAGGGAGCUGGGAGCAGCCGCAGCCUCACCCUCGGUCAUUUCAGUCGCUGCAUGCCAGGCUCUGACAGCCGAUGGGAACCCCUCCCCACAAACGCACAAAGGCGCACGCACACACACGGGCACACACACACACACACACACACACACUCCCGAACCUGCAAGAGCCAGCCUUGAGCCUUUCUGCCAUUGGAGCCACGGCCCCCUACAGGACGCAAGGGGGCAGCUUCCCCAGUUCCAGGGAAGCAGGUGACCUGUGGCUGUGCGGGAUGCCCCCCCUCCUUUAUUAAUGGGACUCACGCGCGGCUCCGCAUUUCAGCCUGUGCUAUCUCGGAGCUUGCUCCGAUCCCAUCUUCUACCCAACACUCAAGGGCAAGGAGUAGUGGCUGCGGCUACCAGGUGAUGAAUUUCUCUGCAAGGUCAUUGCUUUCAGUCUCCUGCCUUCUUACUGGCUUUGAAAAAGAUUGGUUUGUGUCGGAGUUGUGCCUCAUUGCCCUCACUCUGAAGAUCAGCUGUCACUCUGCAGGGACACUAUCAGAGGAAGUCCCCAGAGAUUGUCCUAAAGAGAUCUUCCAUGGGGACUGUGCCUGACCCAUUGAGAUUAACCAAAGUUUCCCUGUCUGCAGCUCCAGAAGAGGCAGAAGAGCUUCAACAGCAUCCUUCUGUUCCACAGCAGACAUCAAUCAUUGCCUAUGCCAGUUCUAAUAGUCUUCCAUGCUUUCCUUCUGAAUCUGUUAGAAUUGGCUUGUUGGACCUCAGCUGCCCUGGACCAGGAGAGGCUAUAAUGAAAGACUCUGAGCAUGAUAUCACCCAGACCGUCAUGUCUUCUGGCAUCUCCAAUGAGGAAGAAAAACUACCCCCCACAUAUAGCAGCCCUCAAGAUAGCUCUCAACAUCAAGGGAGCAGUGAACAUGUAGCACAAAUCCCAGGUCCAGUGGUAGAUUUGAGCCUUACACACUCAGUGGUUAAAGUACCAGUCAACCAGGAUGCCUGCCAUCCCACACCUUGUGAUGAGCCAAAGAUCUUGACAGAUGUUGUUUCUUUGACUAUAUCGGACCAGUCCUCCAGGACAUCUCAGCAGUCUAACUUCACUAGCAAACAUUCAGUAUGCCUUAUAGAGCAAGAAAAAACUCUGGAAACAGUGAAGUUGUCUUCCAGAUUCAAAGAAACAGGUACAAUGACAAGCCUAGAUGAGCGUGGAUUUUUGGCAGAGGAGAGGGCAAACAGAACUUGGCAAGAUGCUGAGGUUCAGACGGUAACCAAUAUGGAGAGUAGAUCUGUCUCUACCAGCCCAAGUAUCCUUGCUACAUUCUUAAGGAAAAUUCCUCCUCCUGAGACUCUGGAGCAACAAGAGCAGCUGUGUGUUAUUUACCAGAGCAACAGUAACAUGAACAAUCCAUCAGAGCUCUCUGACAAGUUGGGAGGUCCAAGCCAAGCACCAUGCCACUUUGGUAGCAAGACAGAAAUACACACCCAUGCAGCUACUGGGGCUUCUUCAAAUAUACCAACUUUCCAAGUGGAAAAAAAGCCAACAUAUUCAGCAGCCACAGUCUAUCAAAUGGCAUCAGACAAUGGAAUACCUGGCCCCUGUUUCCUACAAGCAUCAAAUGAUACCAAAACCACACGCAAAGAGGAACAGCAAGCAGUAGAAAUGAUCACUAAAGGAGAAAGUCAGAUCAUUACACAACCAGAACCUACUACUUUCAUCCCACCCAAUGUAAAACCAACUGAUCAGAUUUCUACCCAUCAAGAUGAUAUGAGUCAUGGUUUAGGGAAAGCUGAAACCAAAUCAUCUGAGUUGUCAAUGAAAACCAUUAAUGCCAACCAAGCUGCAAGUGUUCCCAGUGAUCCAUCUUGUAAACCACCCAGCCCUGACAAUGAACUGAACAAAUUUGGUAACUUGAAUGUCACUGACAAAGAUGGUGCAACUGAGAAGGCUUUGCCUACUCAGGUAGUCAAAGAACGGGAGACUGUUGAUCCCAAGGCAGACAUAAAACCAAAAGCAGAGACAAAACCAGAAUUGCUUUGUCCUGAUGCAGAAGGACUAACUGUGUUUACUCCUACCACAGGCAGAAAGAACCAGGACAAAGCCUCUGAAGAAAGUAAGCAGGCAAAGACAGUUACAAGCCUGGGACUACCAGGAGAGUUGAUGGGGGAAUCCAGUCCGAAUUCUGGUAAACGUACACCCUCUCGGUCAGUCAAAGCAAGCCCACGUCGUGCCAGCCGUGUCAGUGAGUUCUUAAAGGAACAAAAAUUAAAUGUCACAGCAGCUGCUGCUCAGGUUGGAUUUACUCCUGGAGAAAAGAAAAAGCAGCUUGGAGCUGAUGCCAAGCUCCAGUUCAAACAGUCCAAGCAAGUUAGAGAUGUCAUAUGGGAUGAGCAAGGCAUGACGUGGGAAGUGUAUGGUGCUUCCCUAGACCCUGAGUCGCUCGGCAUUGCUAUUCAGAACCACUUACAAAGACAAAUCAGGGAACAUGAGAAACUGAUUAAGGUUCAAAGCAAUCAGAACCGGAAAUCCAUUUCUUCUGAUACAUCUUCAAGUAAAAAGCUUAAGGGGAGGCAACACAAUAUGUUCCAGGCCAUGAUGCAGAACUUUAGACGUCCCAACUGUUGUGUCCAUCCUGCUCCCUCGUCUGUGUUAGAUUAAAAGAGAAAACGUACAGAAGAGUGUGUGUAUACUUAGUAGCAACAUGAAUCUUGGUCGAUGACGAAGGUUACGUAUAUUUUAUGUGGAAGGCGGCUAAUCACAAGAAACUGUUAAUUUCGGGAAAUUGCUUCAAUAUCUUAUGAGGACUUUGUCCAUUUGAAUGUCAUAUCUACAGAAAAAAUGUAGGCAAUAGAAUCACAUUUCAGUGUAGCUUUACAUAUUAAAGUAAAAAUAAUAGGCAGAUGCAGAAAUAUUUAUGGAAAAAACAUUGUAGCUAUUUCAUUUUUAUAUUGUUUCCUCACUUUACCAAACUGGAGUUAUUUAUUUGUAUUCAAAUCUUUAUUCUGUAUUAAAAAGUAGGGAUUUAGCACAAACACAUAAAUAUCCUGUCCAAAUCCCUAAUCCAGAAAAUGGGGAAAGGGGUGGGGGUGGGGCUGUACAAGACCAUCUUCAAUGUCCCUAGUAGCUUUUAAAUUCUAUGAUCUUCAUUCAAUAAGGGUGGUAUCAACACACAAAAGCUUUAAGUAGAAGAUAACUAAUAAAAACCAUGAAACUGAAUUUCCAUUUAUUGAUAAGACAGAUUCUAUAAAUUAAAGAAUCCUUAAAAUGCAUAGAAGAAUCCCAUAUCAAUGAAUGUUUACAUGUAUAUGCAGGCAUUCAAGCAUAUCAGUUUUGCUAUAAUAGUUGGCAAACACAAACAAGUUUUAUUAGAGAUGUUGAAGUUUUUUCACAUAUGUAGGAAUAUGGAAAUAUUCUAGUCAGUGAUCUUCUCUGGUACAAUUUCACAUUCUUAGCCUUUAGGAAGUCUAUUGGUCUGAAUUCAUGAAAGGAGUUUUCUAUGACUUUCAAUAAGAAAAAAAAAUCUAAAACGCUUCUCAGUAAAUGUAAAUGUCCACAUAUUAUCAUAUAGUUUUCUAUUGGAAAACCAUAUGAGUAAUAAGAAUACUACAUUCAGUUGCUGAUUCCAGAUUCAAUAAUUACAUAAAUAAACAAAUAUAUAUAAAGUUAUUCUUCCAUUUAAUCUGCCCCAGGCCUAAUUCAAGAAAAUGUGCUGAAUAUUUGUUGAGCCUGAGCUCCCUUGGGACAAUAUUUUCAGUGGCAGCUAGUGGCACAGUGGAUAGAGUGCUGAGGACAGGUGGCAGGAAGACUUGGGUUCAAAUUGGCUUUAGAUACUUCCUAGCUGUGUGACCCUAAGCAAAAUAAAACAAAAAAACCUCUGUUUGCCUCUAUUUCCUCAACUGUAAAUUAGGGAUAGUAAUAGCACCUGCCUUGCAAGUUUCUUGUGAGUCUCAAAUGAAAGCCUCACUGUUAGCACAGUACCUGGCAUUUAAUAGGUGCUAUAUGAAUUCUUAUUGCCUUCUCUUCCCCAUAUCUAAUUUGGAUUUAUGGUUAGUUUGUUGCCUGGAAAAGAAGUGGCCUCACUAACUAAUUUAGUGUGAAAAGCACUAUUAUACAUUUUAUCAGAAAAAUAGAAAAGAAAGGAAUAUUCCUUUUCUAAGCAGUAGUUUCCUAUUUUGGGUACAUCUAUGUUUUGGGGUCUCAUACAGUAAGAUAGUCUACAGCUAGGACAUAUAAGUUUUUAAGGGGCCUAAGCAGUGAUAACAUAGCUCUAUUGUCAUCUCACCCAGUUUGGUGAAAAUACACACAUGAUGUCACUGAGAAGGCAUGUUUUGCAAUGUUUCUUGCUGAGGUGAGCAUUGGCCUGCCCCUAGGUGUAGGGCACUAACUGGGUGCAGGCUGCUGAAAAGACCACUUAUUUUAAUUGAUGUAAAAUGUUAAUUUCUCCUUAAAGUGCAGGUCUCUGAGCACAGACCAUUUUUCAGCACCUGAUACAGUGCUUUGUGUCCAGUAAGUCCUCCAGUUGAUUUUUAAUCAUUUGGUGUUUUUUUUAUUGGUUUGCAAGAUCUGAACUUGAGAAGAACAAUGCCUAACUUUAAUGCCACACACAAAUUGCAGAGGAUGAAAAUAUCAUUCAUAUAUAUUUAAAUGAAGAAGAAUCCCAAAUGUUUGUGGGAACAUAUGUCCCAAAGAAACCAAGUUAUAUCGUUUGGUAUAUUGGAACCGGAGUUGUAUUUUUGACAACUUUUUUUUUAAUUAAAAAUAUUUUGUAGUUAGCAGUUCUGAUUAUCUGAUACUGACACCAAACUACUUUAUGGGAUUUUUGUUAUCUUCUUUUCAAAAUAAGCUUCUCUCCCACCCCAAACAACAAUUUAUUUAGUAAUGCAUGAGGUUCCAGAAGCAAAUUGGAACCAAGGCUCUUGGUCUGCAUGAGGACCCAGAACCCUGGUUUCUACACAGUUAAUAUACAGUUAAAGGAGUAAAAAAUGCACAAAACUAGGGUGUAGGGAUUGAGCCACCUUGUUUUUUAAUACCUUUUAUUUUCACAUCACAUGUGUUGCUCUGUAAGUACUUUCCUCCCCCACCUCUCAUUUGAACCUUUCCUUGUAACAAAGAGAAAUAGUUAAGAAAAAAAUACCAGAUUUAGUGACCAUGUCUGACAAUUUAUACAUUUUGUCCUAGUAGGCCCACACUCUGUUACAGAGAGGAGAGAGAUAUGUUUCAUAAUCUUUACUUGUUUAAUUUCUUUUUAGUCUUUCAUUUAUAUUGUGGUAAUUACUAUGUAUCUUGUUUUCUUGGUUUUGCUUUUCCAUUCUGUAUCUGUUCACAUACAGCUUCCCAAGGUCCCUUAAUUCCCAUAAUUUAUCUUUUUAUUGCUACAUAAUAAUUUUAGUUUAUAUUCAUAUGCUAUAGUCUUUUUGGCCAUUGUCCUAUGAAAUUUUAUUUUUAUAAUAACAUGAUAUUUAUAAAGUGUUUCAGAACACAGCAAUAAUUAUUUAUUUUUCAAAUAUUUAUUUAGUACCUGCUAUGUAAAAGUCACUGCUAGAUACUAAAUUAUUGAUCAUUGAGUCCUAAAAAAAGAAAUAAUUUUUUAAAAAACUAACAGAAUUAUGAUAGUAGUUAAUAGUUAUUUGUAGUGUGGGAUUCCUUUGAGAUAGUAGUAUUCUUACCUCAUGAUAUUCUUAAAUUAUUGACUUUUUUAUUAAAUAGCCUUUAUUUAGAAUUUUGUUGGAUUCAAUAAACAAUAUAAAUAUAGGUAUACAAUGCAGAACUCACUGAAGAAGAAUAAUGUAGUAUCAAUAAUUGAAUAUAUGAAUACCAACCAUUCAAAUCAAAAUAAUAUAUUUAUUUCAUAUUUGAUCAACAUUUUUGAUAGUUGUUGUUUCAAAAUAUAUUUGAUGAGUGAGGAUUUUUUUUCUUUGAGCUUAUUUUACUAGAGGUUUGAAUUUGCAAGUUUUAAGAGAUUAAUUUAAUUUCUUAUGAACAAUAUUUCCUAAAAAUUUAUUUUCAGUAAUAGAGUUUUAUGUUGGCUAAACUAGAAGGGAAAGAAUUGAGCUAGAAUUCAGUAUAUAGCAGAAAAUGGAAAUAAAACAGAAACUGUUGGGAUAGUCUUUUUUCUUGGCAAGUGAAUGGGGAUUUUUAAAAAAUCUAAAUUCUUCGUUGUCUGCUUUCAUGAUAACAGUAAUAUUUGGGUACAGAAAAAAUAACUAUCUUAUGGAUUUGUCUUCUAUCAAGAUUUCAUUUAUCUCUUUUUUCUUCUCUUAAGAAUUUUCUAAUUCUUUGUUCCUAUAUGUCUCAUUUUUGUUACCACAAUCUCAAAUUAUGUAUAUGAAUACGGUUAAUUUUUUUUAACUUCAGUAGUAAGGGAAUUAAUAUAAUUUUUGUUAUUAUAGAUAGGCUCAAAUUAUGUAUAUUAAUACAGUUAAUUUUUUUAACUUGAGUAUAAAGGAAAUGGAACAUUACCAGAAAGCUUUUCAGUUUUAACCAAAAUUGAGAUAUUUGUAAAAAAUGUAUUUAGUACAUUUUACUUACUUUGGUCAUUUUGGUAUCCUGCACAUGAUUUAAUCACAGGUACCAUAGCUAUCCCUUAAAACUUCUCCAAAAAGCUUAAAGAUGAAAUAGGUUAUCACUUUUAAACUUUUAUUUUCUGUUUUUCAUUUCUUUCUCUUCAUUUUCAUUUUGUUAUUUCUCUUCUCUUUUUAUAAUCAAUACUUGCACCAAAAGUGUAUCACAUUAAAUUUAAAUUGCUUUAUAGAAGAUACUCAAGGAUUUUGAUGUGAAUUUAGGUUGUUUCAACAUUGUUUUAGCUAGGCACCUCUUAUUUUGAUUCUAUAAAGUGAGCUAAGUAUCAGUUCCCUUUAACAACAACUCAAUCUAGCAAAGAUUCCACACAUUUCUUGACAUUUUAAAGAAAAUCUAUCAUAUAUAAGUAGAAUUUGUCAAUAUGUAUGCAUUUUAUGUCUGUAUUUGUGUAUUAAACAAAUAGGGUAAAUUGGUUUUAUUUGGUAGACUUAUAACUAACUACCAGAUAGUAAUUUUCUACAAAUGUCGCCAAACUGAUGAGGCUAUUUAUUUUAUAUUAUAGUUCUAAUUUAAAUAAUGACAUGAGAAUUUCCAUUUGUUAUGGUUAUAAAAUUAAAUAAGCAGUAUCUAGGUUAAAUGAGUUAACAACUUGUCCUUCCUUAACUCUGUUCACCCCCACAUCUCUUCUCCUACCCAUUAAGUUGGAGUCCCUGUCUGUUUUGGUGUUUGUGGUUUUGCAGAAAAGGAUUAGCUUCUUAUUUAGGUAUUGAUACUGGUAUCUUCACUAGUUAGUUCUACACAAAUGUGGGUGUUACCACCACCAGAAAAAUGACUUUUUUUGUUUCAUUAUUCCUUUGAACAAAAUUAUUAAGCUAAAUGACUAUUUGGGAAGGGGAAAUGAGGCACUUCUUAGUUGUAAAGGUCAUUUUUGCAUUGAUAUGAGGUCAAGAAUAUCUCCAAAUUUCUCAAGGAAGAGGAAAUCAAUAGCCAUGAACUCGAUCAAUUUCAUUGGACAUAGACACCAAAUGUGUUUGGUUUGCAGUAACCAGGAACCAUCAAGAUAGACUGAACUGUGAAGUUCAUCUGUUUCACAAGUAAUUAUAACAUCUGCCAGCAAUCAUUUUAACUAUGAACACUCACCAGCUCAGCUACCCUCUUACUACAACUCGGUAACCUCUCUAAAUAAGUAGUAAAAAUCCAAUACAUAUUUACAAAGGUAUAAAGAAACAACAACAAAAUACAGAAUACAAGAGAUUGAUGAUCAGGCAAAUACUUUCUGAUGAUCAUUUUCAAGUGUUGGUAUAAGCCUUGGUAAAAGGAUCAGAGCAUUCAGAACGGUGCCGCUCAAUUAUAUUGAAAAAAUAAGAUACAAAACUCUAAGACAUAAACCAUCAGAAUAACUGCUGUGGUCAAAGCCAAGCAAUAAUGUUUCCCCCCCAAAAAAGGUACCAGCAAGAGUAUGUAUUACAUACACAACAUUGCAACUUAAUUUUUUUUUACUUUAAGAAUCUCAGAACCCAUGCUAUAAAUUACCUGAAGUGAUGCUUUCUCCUUCAUAGUUGGAAAACUAUCUUUACAGAUUCUAUAAGGAUGUGUAACACUACAAAGAAUUAGUAAGGAUGUGGCCAUGUAUGUCAGCUCUCUGCAUGAAGAGAUCCUUAUGCUGGCCAAGAUAAGUAUAACAUUACCAUGGCUCCCCCAAAUGAAAACCAAGGAUGUGCAUAACAGGAUAAGAAAAUGAAAGCAUUAAACACAUAGUUAAUUUUCUGUCCUGUAUAGCACCAAUGCAGAAACAGUUGAUUUGACUCUGCAAAUGUUUACCACAUAGGACUAGUGAGAUCUGUGUCUCCAAAUUUUAAAAAAAUGAAAUAAAAUAAUCCUAAAGAUUGGGGAGGAAAUGUGUGAGUUCAUAUAUCUAAAAAGGUCUCACAUGAUGGAUUCCCUAUAAAGGAAAAAGUAUUGCAGUGGAGUUAUCCUAAACACCACGUCUUUGUGGACUCAAGUGCAGACUUGGUCCUUUGGUUGUAGGAUGCUACCCAUAUUUUGACAUUAUGGAGGGGUUUACUAGCAAAUAACCACCACAAUGAUACCUAUGAUAAAAUGCUCUAGUGAGUUAAAUAUGAAGAAGGAUUUUUCAAGAGGGUUUAAUGGGAAAGGCAUGAUUACUUGUCUUUGCAUCUUUAAUGUGUAAUGGGGAUUUUGGUGUGGGGAGGGGGAGGGAAGAUUGCAUCUAUUUCUGGGCUGAGGAUUCUAUGUUUACUUUUCAUCACUGUUGCUAUUACUAUUUGUUAAUUUUGGAAUUAAACAAUCUAUUUGUUUGCAAAAGUCCUCAGCAGUUGCUGAUUUUUCUGAUUCACAUAAAAUCUUCUUAUAAAAUGCAACCAUUUUGCAUGUGUACAGAGCACAAUAUAUUGAACGUGUGUAAGGCAUUAU